Tigriopus californicus is the source of this 3658-nucleotide messenger RNA. Its product is annotated as polypeptide N-acetylgalactosaminyltransferase 1-like. The transcript has a single exon. Gene Ontology annotation, cellular component: Golgi apparatus. The record is from RefSeq and is a predicted model, not a curated record. NCBI's taxonomy places the organism in Eukaryota, Metazoa, Arthropoda, Copepoda, Harpacticoida, Harpacticidae. The coding region runs from base 1242 to 3389 and encodes 715 amino acids.
GAGUUAUGAAGUCAUUGUGGUGAUGAUAUGGUGGUGGUGGUGGUGGUGGGUGCUCGCUCAUUCCUAUCCUCGUUUACUGUAGUGGUCGUGGUCGGUUGGUUGGUUGAUGUUUGUAUGCAUGGCCUUUCAGCUUCACAUGGAAAGUGAAACCGUGCCCUAAUCGCCCUCUAAAUAUGAUUUCCGAUCUUCAAACGUUUUUCCUCGCCACUUUCGCGACUUGUGUAGCGGCUCUGUAGUGCCAUAUAUUCAUCCCUCCUCCCUCCUUGCCUCCCUGUCCCUCCACCCAUCCGUCCGGCCCUCUUUCCCACUUACUUGUCGUCCUCCCUCCCGCCCCCCUCCAGACAUCCAGAGCGUAAUCAGAACUUGCACCCACGUCCUUGCCACAAACGACGAAUGUAUUGGCUGAGAUUGCUGAGGUCUCGAGUCUAUCUCCAUCAUUCUUCGUACAUGUAGCUGAAGGAAGGAAGCGCAGGUAAACAAGCCCGCUUUGUAUCACUAUCAUCAUCGUUUACCUCUGGUGGCUGUGGCCCUUCUGAUGCGGGGAUCGACGGCUAGGACUUGAACGACGGCGUUUCCCCGACCGACAGACGACCGACCGACUGACUAAGGCCAAGUCGCCUUGAAGCUCCCCCCCCGUCAUCCAACUGAUAGGCCAGGUAGAAGCAGCAUGGACACAUUGCACACCCGGGUACAAUGUAGCGACUGAAAUCGAGAUGAUUUCUUGGUCGUGAUUGUGCCUUCUCGUGCACGGCUGGUUGUCGGACCGAAAUAACUCGGAGGAUCAGGACAAUGCAGUCAGUCGUCCUGAAUACCAACCACCAGACCACUUCUAGCUGAAAUUAUCAAGUCAUUCAGCCUAUUUUUGAUCCACUGUCUUCAGUUCGGGUAUCGGAUUGGAGUUUGAAAGAGGUGCAGCUCUAAUCGAAGAGGUGCAUCCAUCUCUGGUCGGUUCUUGGUUGCAGAACAAGGCUCCUACCAUCAUCGGUUUCAUGGGUCUUGGUUUCCAAGAUCUUGGAUCUCCUCAUGAACACGCAGCCUCAAUAAGUGCACGGUCAUUGCUUGGAUGUCUGUGUGCGUGUGUAUGUCUUACUCCCGACAAGUUGGUCGUCAUGCACUGAAAACCGACUGCCUUUUGUCACUCGACCCACGCCCACGUGAGUGCAACUAUCAUCAGGAUCUCCAUUGGACGCGCUCGCAGUGCAGAUUGCUCGGUGUGAACCCCUUCAGAUUUGGCAGUUACCAUGAGCAAUCCCAUCUUGUUGCAAAUCCGAGUCUUCUGCAAUGUACUCCGAAGAAAGUCCUUCUUUCAAAUCACUAACCGCUACAAGAUCGUGGUAGGCGUGGCUGUGUGCUUCCUCUUCGCCUGGAUGAACAUCGGGUCCUUGAAACAAAACUCCGCAGAUCACGCAUCCAUCCGCAAUUUGCCCACGUUUUCCUCUCAUCACAAGAGCAAGUUCGAUCCUCUUCUAACCAAGGGCAAGCAAAAGGCCAAGGAGUAUCCGGAUUUCGAUUAUAAGUACGACCCACCCAAAAGAAAAGCAGCUCAGGUCGAUGAUCAACCGAUCGAGCCUGACACGAAACUUGCUCCCAAAGUCGACAUUGAUGAUGCCAAGCUCAAACUUAUACUUCCCCCAGAGGAUGACCAGCAGCAAAUGCCCAGUCGAGACUUCAUGGCCAAUCGUAUUCCUCCUGUUAGAUCCUUGAAACCUGUGGGAAAACGAAGAUCCAAUACCAUUAACGGCAUCCAGGUCGACAAGAACUUGGAUUACUUUGAUGUUGUAGGAUCGGCAGAUCUAUCGAAACUCGAGUCUUUGGAUCGUGGUUUUGAUGAAUUUGCCGCCGACGAUGCCAAAGUCGUCCCUGGGUUUGGUGAGAAUGGGGAUCCAGUACUUUUGAAAGGGGAUGAAGCCGAAGAAGCUACACGUAUCAUGGCCAAGGAGGCGUUCAAUAUCGUCGCCAGUGACAAAAUUUCCCUUCAUCGGGUUGUGCCCGACACUCGUGAUCCUUUAUGUCAAGCUGUCAAGUACGAUGAGGACCUUCCCAAUGCCAGUAUUAUCAUAAUAUUCACAAAUGAAGCGUGGACCCCCUUACUUCGUACCAUCUGGAGCGUACUGGACAAGACCCCGGGACACCUGCUCAAAGAAAUUAUCCUCGUGGAUGAUUUUAGUGACAAGCCUUAUCUGAAAGGCAAAUUAGACCGGUACAUUCGCAAGAAACUACCCAGUAAAGUGAGACUGAAGCGUCUGUCCAAACGAUCUGGACUUAUCCGGGCCCGAUUGACCGGGGCUCGAUUGGCCACAGGCGAUAAUCUGUUGUUCUUGGACUCUCAUUGUGAAUGUGGCGAUGAUUGGUAUCAGCCCUUGGCCCAACGAAUCAAAGAUGAACCCAACGCGUUCGUGGUGCCCAUCAUCGAUGUGAUUGAUGAUAAGACCAUGGAGUAUUAUCAUGGUAACGGGGUUUACUUUCAAAUCGGCGGCUUUUCGUGGGGCGGGCAUUUUAACUGGGUGGACAUCCCACAGCAUGAGCAGAUCCGCCGUGGGAGCACGAUUGCGCCAACUCGAACGCCGACCAUGGCUGGAGGACUUUUCGCCGUAAACCGACAGACUUUUUGGGAUUUUGGCUCCUACGACGAAGAAAUGGACGUUUGGGGCGGUGAAAAUCUGGAGAUGUCAUUUCGUGUGUGGCAAUGUGGAGGUGUCUUGGAGACUAUCCCAUGCUCUCGUGUGGGCCACAUUUUUAGGAGCUUUCACCCUUACACGUUCCCUGGAAAUAAGGAUACUCACGGCAUUAAUACGGCCCGUACCGUGGAAGUCUGGAUGGACGACUUUAAGCGUUUGUUCUACAUGAACCGGCCGGAUUUGUUGUCAACGGAUAUCGGUGAUGUGUCCAAACGCUUGGAGUUCAAGAAGCAGAGGCAGUGCAAAUCUUUCAAAUGGUACUUGGACAAUAUUUUCCCUCAAAAAUUCAUUCUGGACGAUCCUGACCAUUCAUUUGCCUACGGACGAGUGCGGAACCCGAACAAUCAUUGUCUUGAUACCCUUCAAAACGAUGAAAAGGAUACCUACGACUUUGGCAUAUACCCUUGCCAUGAUUACGUAGCGGCCUCGCAAUUCUUUUCAUUCUCCAAGAAGUUCGAUAUUCGUCGAGAGGAUAAUUGUGCCGAAGUGGGCGAGAUUGGCAACGACUUGGGCCAAUUGCCCGUUCACAUGGUCCCUUGUCACGGAAAAGGCCAGGACCAAGAGUGGAUUCACACCAAACAAGGCCGACUGAUCCACAAGCUCACCAAUAAAUGUCUCGAUAUCGGCAGUGGAAUCUCGGACAAACUCUUCGCCACGGAUUGCAAAGCCAUGCAGUCGCAGAUCUUUUUCUACGACAACUAUAUUAGUUGAGAAUGGAAGUGAUGCUCCUGAGAACUCAAAGUGCUGCUUCACAGGCACAUCUUUCACUCCUCCCUCUGUGAUAUGACAAGAUUUAUGGGAGGAACUCGACAUCACCGUCCAAUUUACUCCUGCCACUGAUACUUCAGUACAUCCAGUACGAUUUGUUCGUUCCCAUGUGCUCUUACGACAUACUCAAAUGGAAAAAUGUGAAACUCGAACAGUAACAUUUAAUCAUCAAAGCGAUUUGCUCUGACAGAAAUAAAGUAUUUAUUCAAUCA